AUUAUCCCAUUGAUCCCUAUGGUGUUAUCCCUCUGUUAUCCCUAUGCUGUUAUCCCAUGUUAUCCCAUGUUAUCCCAGUGUUAUCCCAUUAUCCCUAUGUUGUUAUCCCAUAUUAUCCCUAUGUUAUCUCUGUUAUCCCAUAGCCCCUCUGGCUGCUCUGCAGACGAGGAGGAGCUGCUGCUCUAUGGGGCCUCGGGCGCCCCCUGCAGCCCAGCAAGGGAAGAGCCUCGAGGCAGGAGCUGCCCCGAGAGGGAGAGUGAGAGUCCUGACCCCACACACUGGUGCCUGGUGGCCAGGGAGGGAGGCAGCCUGGAGAUCUACCACCUCCCCGAGUGGCGCCUGGUGUUCCUGGUGAAGAACUUCCCCAUGGGGCAGCGGGUUCUGGUCGACAGCUCCUUCGGGCACCCGGUGCCAGGGGCUGCAGCAUCGGAGCCUGGGCGCCAGGGGGAGCUGCCCAUGGUGAAGGAGCUGCUGCUGGUGGGGCUGGGGCACCGCAGGGCCAGGCCUUACCUGCUGGCUCACGUGGAUCAGGAGCUGCUCAUCUAUGAAGCCUUCAGCCACGAUUCCCAACUGGGGCAGAACAACCUCAAGGUUCGCUUCAAGAAGGUUCCCCACAACAUCCACUUCCGGGAGCGGAAGCCGAAGGGCUCCCGCAAGAAGCCGGAUGCUGGGGAGGAGCUGGGGGGGCCCCGGCCCCGCCUGGCCAGAUUCCGGCCCUUCCAGGACAUCUAUGGAUACUCUGGAGUGUUCAUCUGUGGCCCGUGCCCCCAUUGGCUGCUGGUCACCAGCCGUGGGGCUCUGCGCCUGCAUCCCAUGAGCAUCGAUGGAGCCGUCGACUCCUUCGCCCCCUUCCACAAUGUCAACUGCCCCAAAGGCUUCCUCUACUUCAACAGACAGGGUGAGCUCCGCAUCAGUGUCCUCCCUGCCUGCCUCUCCUAUGAUGCUCCCUGGCCUGUGCGCAAGAUCCCCCUGCGCUGCACCCCCCACUACGUGGUGUACCACCUGGAGUCAAAGGUUUAUGCAGUGGCCACAAGUGUCAUCAACUCCUGCACCCGGAUCCCAAGGAUGACAGGGGAGGAGAAGGAGUUUGAGAGCAUCGAGCGUGACGAUCGCUAUGUGCACCCUCAGCAAGAGGCUUUCUCCAUCCAACUGAUCUCCCCUGUGAGCUGGGAAACCAUCCCCAACACCAGGAUUGACCUGGAUGAAUGGGAACACGUCACCUGUAUGAAAACCGUCUCCCUGCGCAGUGAGGAAACCGUCUCCGGCCUCAAGGGUUAUGUGGCUGUGGGCACGUGUCUGAUGCAGGGGGAGGAGGUCACCUGCAGGGGACGGAUCCUGAUCCUGGACAUCAUUGAGGUGGUGCCGGAGCCAGGGCUGCCCCUCACCAAGAACAAGUUCAAGGUCCUAUAUGAGAAGGAGCAGAAGGGACCAGUGACAGCUCUGUGCCAUUGUGCUGGGUACCUGGUGUCUGCUAUAGGGCAGAAGAUCUUCCUGUGGAGCCUCAAGGACCACGACCUCACAGGCAUGGCCUUCAUUGACACCCAGCUCUACAUCCACCGCAUGAUCAGCGUCAAGAACUUCAUCCUGGCUGCUGACCUCAUGAAGAGCAUCUCCCUGCUGCGGUACCAGGAGGAGAGCAAGACCCUGUCCCUUGUCAGCAGGGAUGCGAAGCCCCUCGAGGUUUACAGUGUGGAUUUCAUGGUGGACAGCACCCAGCUGGGAUUCCUGGUGUCCGACCGGGACCAGAACCUGCUGGUGUACAUGUACCUGCCAGAAGCCAAGGAGUCCCUGGGUGGUCUCCGUCUCCUCCGUCGCGCUGAUUUCCAUGUUGGUUCUCGUGUCAAUGUUUUCUGGAGGACAAGGUGCAGGGGGGGAGGGGAGCGAAGGGGCAGCGCCUGGGACCAGAGACACGUCACGUGGUUCGCGACCCUGGACGGGGGCCUGGGGCUGCUGCUGCCCAUGCAGGAGAAACCUUAUAGGAGACUCUUGAUGCUGCAGAAUGCGCUGAGUGCAGCUCUGCCACAGCUGGCUGGGCUUAACCCACGGGCAUACAGGCUGCUGCAGUGCGGGCGCCGGGUGCUGCAGAACGCGGUCAGGAACGUGCUGGACGGGGAGCUCCUGGGCAGGUUCCUGCUCCUCAGCACUAUGGAGAGGGGGGAGCUGGCCAAGAAGAUCGGGACCACACCGGAGAUUAUCCUGGAUGACCUAUUGGAGAUCGACCGAGUGACGGCUCAUUUCUGAGCUCUGCCCCACACAUUGCCCCA
Melopsittacus undulatus (budgerigar) is the source of this 2264-nucleotide messenger RNA. It is a transcript of the gene CPSF1, whose product is annotated as cleavage and polyadenylation specific factor 1. Gene Ontology annotation, molecular function: nucleic acid binding; protein binding. NCBI's taxonomy places the organism in Eukaryota, Metazoa, Chordata, Aves, Psittaciformes, Psittaculidae. Bases 19 to 2241 code for a protein of 740 amino acids. Gene Ontology annotation, cellular component: mRNA cleavage and polyadenylation specificity factor complex; nucleus. The record is from RefSeq and is a predicted model, not a curated record. The transcript has 17 exons.